Molecule: messenger RNA, 2007 nt
Organism: Dioscorea cayenensis subsp. rotundata (Guinea yam)
Lineage: Eukaryota; Viridiplantae; Streptophyta; Magnoliopsida; Dioscoreales; Dioscoreaceae
Exons: 2
Coding region: 1-2007 (668 amino acids)
Source: RefSeq, a predicted model, not a curated record
AUGUCGCCCCGUAGAGCUGCUAGCAGAAGUGUUGGCGAAUUAUUUGGACAAGCUUCUGCUACCAGGGAAGUCCCCAUUGAAGAAGGAAUGGAAGUUCCUAUUGAAGGGGGGACAAAUACGGGUGACAGCCAAGGAGUUAUACUGGAAUUAAUGAGAGAAGUGGUAGGGUUAGUGCGUGAUCAGAGGCAGCAUCAGGUGCCAACACCACCCCCACCACCUCCUCCUCCUCCUUUUGCAGCACCAAAAGAGAAAACAGUGAUAGAAUUCAAGAGGUCUGGUCCACCCGCAUUUGAGGGCACUACCAAUCCUGAUGAAUUGGAAGUGUGGGUAGAGGAAAUGGAGAAGGCGUUCCCAGUAAUGAAGUGCACUGAAGACGAAAAGCUUAGCUUCAUGGUGUACAUGCUCAAGGGUCUAGUGAACCACUGGUACAGAGGAGAACUUCGCGUUUGUCAGGGGAAGGAGUUUGAAUCUUGGGAGCAACUGAGGAAAGCCCUUUUCUGUAAGUACUUCACCAGGGACAAGAUGUUUUUGUUUGAGAGGGAGUUCAUUAAUCUGACUCAGGGAAGUAUGACUAUUGAUGAGUAUGAGAUGGAGUUUGACAGGCUUUCCAGGUAUGCUCCGAAAUUAGUUGAUAAUGACCAGAGCAAUGCCAGACGCUUCGAGGGAGGCUUGCAUGCACACAUUCAUCGUGGGUUAGCCGCUCUACACCUAACCAGCUAUGCAGAGGUUGUGUGGUGUGCUAAGUCCCUAGAUACUAAAGGAUGUGCUACUUGUGAAGGUGCUCAUGCGACUGCAGAUUACAGCCGUACUACGGGAGCUUGCUUUAGGUGUGGCAGUUUGGAGCAUCGUAUUGCAGGGUGCCCACAACAGUAUUCUGGAGCACAGAGGGCAUCUAGUGGGCAGAACUCUAGGUAUGUGCCUGCACCAAAGCCUCAAGUUUCCUCAGGUCAGCGUGUUGGGAAGGAGUUGGUCAGUGAGCAGCCAUCUUCCUCAACUAAUCAAGAGGCAGGAAGGUCGAAGACACAAAGACGUGUUUAUGCGAUGACUAAGGAGGAUGCCCAUGUUUCUAAUGCAGUAGUGUCAGUUGCCUUAUCAGUUUAUUCUGUAUAUGCCUGCGCAUUAUUUAAUUUUAGAGCUACACAUUCGUUUAUCUCAUCUACAUUUAUUCGUAAGCAUGCCUUGCCUGUUAUAACUGUGGAAUAUGAUUUGUGUGUCACCACCCCUGUGGGAGUUGAUGUUGUUCUUGAUAGAGCCUGUGAGAAUUGUCCUAUUAUUAUUGUUGGUCAUGAGUUGCUAGCUCGCCUGCAUGUUAUGAGCAUGAAUGAUUAUGAUAUUAUUUUGGGGAUGGAUUUUCUAUCUGCUUGUCAUGUUGUAGUUGAUUGUCAUGCAAGAAGGGUAGUCUUUAAAAUCCCUGGAGAAGCAGAGUUUACCUUUCAUGGGAGUGAGUCUGCAUCACCGCCUCGUGUGAUUUCCACUUUACAAGCUCAGAAAUUACUCUUAGGUGGGUUCGCGGGAUUUCUUGCCACAGUGGUUGAUGAAAAACUAGAAGGGCCAAUGUUACAGGAUAUUCCAUUGGUUAGUGAGUUUCAUGAUGUUUUUCCUGAAGAUCUUCCUGGUCUACCUCCAGACAGAGAAGUGGAGUUUGUUAUUGAUUUAGUUCCAGGAACCAGCCACAUCUCUAAAGCUCCUUACAGGAUGGCAUCUGCUGAAUUGAAGGAGUUGAAGAAGCAACUUGAGGAACUUUUGGAGAAAGGUUUUAUUCGACCCAGUGUUUCUCCGUGGGGUGCUCCCAUGUUAUUUGUGAAGAAGAAAGAUGGUACGUUGCAGUUGUGCAUUGACUACCGGGAGUUGAACAAGGUGAUAGUGAAGAACAAAUAUCCAUUACCACGGAUCGAUGAUCUUUUUGAUCAGUUGCAUGGUUCCCAGGUAUUUUCCAAGAUUGACCUUAGAUCGGGAUACCACCAGUUGAAGAUCAAGCCGGAAGAUGUGCCAAAAUCUGCAUUCUGA